Messenger RNA from Haliotis rubra (blacklip abalone), 2449 nucleotides. Its product is annotated as gamma-tubulin complex component 4-like. Gene Ontology annotation, molecular function: microtubule minus-end binding; gamma-tubulin binding. Gene Ontology annotation, biological process: cytoplasmic microtubule organization; meiotic cell cycle; microtubule nucleation. The record is from RefSeq and is a predicted model, not a curated record. NCBI's taxonomy places the organism in Eukaryota, Metazoa, Mollusca, Gastropoda, Lepetellida, Haliotidae. Gene Ontology annotation, cellular component: equatorial microtubule organizing center; gamma-tubulin complex; centrosome.
UACCGCCAGGUACAAACUUGUUAUGGUGGAAAGAUAGAGAAGUAAAAUUAAUGACGUAGAGCCAUGCUUCAUGAAGUUCUUCUUGCCUUGACAGGUCACUGUGGUGGUGUUUUCAAGGACAACGGAGAUGGAAUAAAAGUUUUGGAAGACCUCCCGUUUAUCCACCCAUCUGAAGUGAAUGUACUGAACCAGCUAUGUCGUUUGGGUACCUUGUACAAAGGGUUCAAGGUGUUCAUUCACAAAUAUGGAUCUACUCUGAGCUUCCAAAAUGCAGAGAACUCCGUUUGUGGAAACCUACAUGGAAUGUACAUCAAGGCUUUUUGUCAUGGUUUGGAUGAAGUUCUCCAGGAUUACAGGCAGUUGCUGCUGCAACUAGAGCAAGACAUCAUUGCCGAUCCUCACCUCCCUGUCUCCCACCUACAAUGUGCCUUACAACAGUACCAACUGUUAUUUCCUGCUCUUUCGUCUGUCAUUGAACAGAUUAAAUCACAUAAGGCUCAUGGUUGUUACAUUCUGGACAUUAUCCACAAGAACUCUAUAUGUGGAUUACCAUCUGUGAAAGAAGCUCUGAAUAGGGUACUCCAUGUCUGUCAUGGUGUGAUGUUUAAGCAGCUGUGUGCUUGGCUGCUCCACGGGAGUCUGAUCGACCCAUACCGAGAGUUCUUCAUACAGAAGGCAGGCGGGGGACGAGGUGAGCAGACGGACGAAGACACGCAGGAUACACAAGAUGAUGAGCUUGGCAUCAUGGGAGUAACUGGGAGGCAGUUGCAUCGCCUCCUGAACCUGUCGAGUGUGGCUGGUGAGACUCCCUCAGUCAGUCAGUUCACGGUGCAGGCGGACCUGCUUCCCACCUACAUCCCGGCCAGGGUGUCCAGCCACAUCCUCUUUGUAGGGGAGUCAGUACAAAUGUUCGAAAAUGAUAGACACAAACCUCAAGCACAGAAAAUAGGGUCAAUACUCAAACACCGAGAACAGGAAUUUGCCAGGGCUCUACAUGAGCUCUCUAAGCCGUCUCUAUUCAACAGUAUGGAGUUUGAAAGUCUCAUAGAAAAGAUCAGGACAUACGUUGCUGAGCAUUUAUGGGUGUUGAUAGUCCAGGAGUCUGGUUUAAUCAACCAAAUCCGCAUCAUGAAGGAUUUCUACCUAUUGGGCCGAGGGGAGCUGUACCUGGCCUUCAUAGACCAGGCCCAGCAGCUACUGAAGGCCCCGCCCACCGGAACAACAGAGCAUGAUGUCAAUAUGGCGUAUCAGCAGUCUGCGAGAAAUGUGCUUCUUGAAGAUGAAAAUUUCUUUCAACACUUCCACCUGACUGUUACAUCUAAAGCUGCAGAGAAAAAGAGUGGUCUGGCGGAGGAUGGAACCUCAGGUGGCACAGCGGAGACAGGCUGGAAGUGUCUGGGUCUCACCUGCACCAUCCAGUGGCCUCUACACAUCUUCUUUACCCCCAACAUCCUGGACAAGUACAACCGGAUAUUCCGGUUCCUGUUGGCAGUAAAGAAAACACAGACUGAUCUGCAGUCAUGUUGGACUUUUCAAAUGCAACGUAAGAAGAAGACUCUCCGAACAGAGGAAGCGCCCAAGUGGCAGCUGAGGACACACAUGAUGUUCCUUGUGGAUAAUCUACAGUACUACCUUCAGGUUGAUGUGAUUGAGUCUCAGUAUGGCAUUCUGCUGGAGAAGAUCAACUCAACAGGAGAUUUCGAAGCUGUCAAGUUGGCCCAUGAGCAGUUCCUAGUCACACUACUGUCACAGAGCUUUGUUCACAUGAAAUCUGUAUCCAGCUGCCUGUCUGACAUCCUGGAGCUGUGCUCCACCUUCUCCCGACUUGUGAAUGAAGCGGAGUCAGCCAACAUCACACACACUAUUCCACAGCUCCAGACCAUUGCAAAGAACUUUCAACGUCAGUCCAGCUUGUUAUUCAAGAUACUGUCCAGUGUGCGGAGUCACAAUGCCAGCCCCCAUCUUGCCCAGUUGUUGCUGAGACUCGACUUCAACAGAUAUUUCUCUACAGCUGGAGGCCAGUUGGGCAGUAUCUGAGAAACAGGAUCACCGCGACAAUGGACAUGAUUAUAUGGGAAGAAGGAACUAUGUAGGAGAUACUGACUAAGGAAGACCUUGUAAUAUUUGUAACUUAAUUGCUAAGUUAUCAAUUCAUUGUCUUGUGAUACUGUAGCAUUGAAUAAUGAAUUGAUGCUUUUGUUGAAACUGUAUAUCAGAUGUACAGCUGAGAUGAUGUUCUUGUGGUCUUGUAACAUGUUUCCUAUGCUACAGGUAGGAGCACAGGCAACAAGUCUAAGAUGCUGAAUUCUUUUUGCAGAGUUAUGUCCUGCAGAAUGUCACAGUUGAUGAUAAAUGACAUAUUGUUAUAUUGUUUUUUUUCUGUAACACAUUUCACUGUAUAGUGUAAAUAAUAUGAAUAAUAAAAUCAAAAUCAAAUGUUUUAUAGUAA